This is a messenger RNA of Zonotrichia albicollis (white-throated sparrow), 2251 nucleotides long. NCBI's taxonomy places the organism in Eukaryota, Metazoa, Chordata, Aves, Passeriformes, Passerellidae. The record is from RefSeq and is a predicted model, not a curated record.
GUCCAUCGCUCCAACAAGCCCAUCAUCUGCAAGGGCUGCAGGAGGACCUUCACCACCAGCCUGUCGCAGGGGCUGCGGCGCUUCGGGCUCUGUGACAGCUGCACCUGCGUCACCACCACCCACGAGGACUCGCUGCCCAUCAAUCUGAGCCUGGUGGAAACGGCCUCAGAAGGGCAGGAGAAAGGAGAUGCUGACAACGAUUGGCCCAUCUAUGUGGAGUCUGGGGAGGAGAACGACCCAGCUGAGGAUGAUGAUGGCGAUGACAAGCAGGAAAUGCGGCGCGGUUUGUCAGACAGAGAGACUUUGAUGUAGCAGUGAGAGCAGAGGGGGAGCACUCGGAGGGUCCCCUGGCAGUGUCUGUGACAGAAAACUCAAUCAGUGACACUGUGCUGGUUUUUAUUAUUCUGGGGUUUUAAUUCAAUUGUGAGGAGAACUGGAUUUUUUUGGAUAUUUUUAAAGUUUUCAGUGCUGUGCACCAGAAAUCUGUGAAGAAUCUUCAGUCUGGGGCUCGCAGAGGUUGGACUUGAGCAGUUUCUCUGCCUGCUGGUUUGGGGUUUGCAGGUGGAACACCUCUGGGUUGUUUUGGGGACAGGUUCAUUGAAUUAUUUCAAAUUAUUCAUUGAAUUAUUUCAAAUAAUGAGUCCUGGUCCUUAAUCCCUGAUCUGAAAGGGACGCCACCUUUCCUCUGAAGAUGACAUAAAAUGUGGUUUACAUCUCUUCCCUUGGGACUUUUCCAAGCUAAUCUGUGAUUCUUCUGUCUUAGGACAGUGUUAUCUAAAUGGUGAACCAUAAAUGUUUGCUGAGACUGGGUUUGACCUGGAAACCAGGGCAGAAAAACCAGGAUAACAACAAAAAACCCCACAAAAAGAUGCUGCUGCUGAAAGGAUAGACAGGAAGAAUCCAUCUCUUUCACAUAUUGCAAUAAUUUAUAGGUCAAGCUUUUCUUUCUGAAUUUUUACUGCAUCUUCCUCUCCUGAGAGCUCAGGCUGUGGAUCUUCAGCUGUGUCUUUAAUGUCACUCAGAAUUCAGCAGUCUUGGCUUAAAUAUUAAACACAAAAAUGGUGUUUUAGUGGCCAGGACCAAGAGAAAACCCCAAAUUCUUUUCAGCUUUUUACAAUAGGAGUUAAAAGCUGUCAGGCAGAUUCCUUGGGAAUUCUGACUGUGGCAGAUUGAACAACCAGAGCCACACCUGGUGUAGCUGAGGAGCAGUGAAAUAUCUGAGCUUUGCUAUAAAAAAGCUCUGAAUGCCCUUUUGGAAUCAUUUUCUUCCUCUUUUCCUGUAAUUUCUUUUCCAAUUCAGGGAUCCUCUCGUGAUUUAUGUUUGGUGAUUUAAUCCAAUAUUUAUUUUCUUUAAAAAAAAACUCCACUGUGGACCUCCUGAUUCUUCGCUGGGGCAGCUAAAACUUUACAAAGGAGGUGAGAUUUUUGUCACUUUUCCAGCAGCAAGUUUUUAAGAGCUAUCAAAACUCAGGCUGGGGAGCUCUGGAAGAAAACCCAGCACCAGCAGAAAGCCUGUUUGCUUAGGGGUGACCUCCUGUUCCCUGACAAGGGGAACAAAAACUGAAAUAUACUGUGAAAUAAGACUGUUAAUGCUCCUUCACUCUGCUGUUCCCAAGUGUUUCACGAAAAGGCAAAUUUGAUGAUUCUUUUGGGCUGGAGCAGAAUUUUUUUUUAGCCAGAUUUGGCUGACAAAGAGUGAGCAGUUUCCUCCCACUUGGUGCUGUUUCCUGAGGGGUUUUUGGUGUAAAGGUUUUCCCACUUGGCAAACCUAAAAAAACCCCAGAGCCUUCUGAUUUCACCAGGGUUUGUUGUGCAUACCUCGUGCUUUUCUUGUGCACACGGAAAAAAGAACAAUUCAGCUUCACCCAGCAGUGGAACUGCCCCAUUGUCGUGUCAGAUUUAUUUGUGAGAGGUGAUCCUGCUCUCAUAAACGCAGCCAAGGGUUCAUUGCCACACCAGGUAGGAUGAGGAAAGAAGAAAUAAAGUUGUUUUUUAAAGAAUUCACUUUAUUGGUGGCUGCUGCAAAGAGCAGAAGGUGAAGAGACUUCUUCUGGUCUGAUCCGAGUUAAUCUUGAUGAUUGUCACCACAUAAUGUGCUGGGAUUAUUUUCUGUCCCUUAAUUUGGGUGAUUUUCAGUCAUCUCUGCUCCAGAUCAGCUGGAAAUUUGAGUUUGUAUGAGCUGGAGCACAGGACAAGACAUUUACAGAAUUCUCUAGAGCCCCUGGUUUAAUCAAUCUGAAUUAAGGGACAG